AUGGCGGUGAAUCAGAGUCACACCGAGAACCGCCGCGGGGCCAUCAUCCCUUUUGGCGAAAGUAUCUUGGCUCAGUGUCAGGAUGUAGAGCUCUCCUUUCUACAGCAACCAGAGGGAUCCAGUCUCUUCAGUGGUACAAAGAAGGGAACACUGUUUCUCACUUCAUACCGGGUGAUCUUCGUGACCUCACACACAGUCAAUGACUCCAUGUUUUCUUUUAUGAUGCCAUUUGAUCUAAUGAGUAACUGCACCAUCGAACAACCAGUCUUUACCUCCAACUUCAUUAAAGGAAUCAUUCAGGCAGCUCCAGAUGGUGGCUGGGAUGGACAGGCUACUUUUAAAUUAGCCUUCAGAAAAGGAGGUGCCAUCGAAUUUGCCCAGUUGAUGAUGAAAGCUGCCUCUGCUGCUGCCAGAGGAGUUCCACUUGGAAGUGUAAAUUACUGGUUCAGCACUCCAGGACUGUAUGUAGUUACUGGGCAGGGGGGCAUGAUGUGCUCCCAACAGAUGCCUUGUCCAGCAUACCCAUUUGUUGUCUAUGGAGCCCCACACGCAGGAUACGGAACCCCACAAGUGGGAUACGGACACCUGCAGGCGGGAUACGUACCCUCACAGGCGGGAUACAGACUCUCACCAGGGGUGUAUGGAACCCCACAGGUGGGAUACGGACCCCCACACGCAGGAUAUGGGUCCCCACCUGUGGGAUACAGACCCCCACCUGGGGUAUAUGGAACCCCCCCUGUAGGAUACGGACCCCUACCAGCUGGAAAUGAAGCUUCACCCGCUGCAAAUGAAACCCCACCUGCUGCAAAUGAAGCCCCGCCUCCAGGAUAUGAAGUUCCACCUGCUGGAAAUGGAGCUGGGUCUAGCAGAUUUAUGGCAGCCCAGCCUGCUGGAUAUGAGCCUUUUCUCCCCGCUGCUUCGUCUUCUGUGGCCCAGCCACCAUCUUUCAGGAAAUAA
Molecule: messenger RNA, 957 nt
Organism: Neomonachus schauinslandi (Hawaiian monk seal)
Lineage: Eukaryota; Metazoa; Chordata; Mammalia; Carnivora; Phocidae
Gene: WBP2NL
Product: WBP2 N-terminal like
Exons: 6
Coding region: 1-957 (318 amino acids)
Biological process (GO): positive regulation of DNA-templated transcription
Cellular component (GO): nucleus
Molecular function (GO): transcription coactivator activity; chromatin DNA binding
Source: RefSeq, a predicted model, not a curated record